AUGAUUGAGGAUGCUCAGGAUGCGGAGACUUGCCAUGAUGUAGGGGUCUAUAGUGCAGAAGAUCCUUUCCAUGAUUAUUUUGUCUGUGUGGAAGACGCCACCGGUCUGGGUGACUUGGAGAUACCAAAGAAGAGCUCAAAUGAGGCUUCCUCGAGCCUUAAACUUACCAAUCGGUUUUCAACUCCAAGUGUUGAUCCCGGGCGCAAGCGAUCGAUUGUCAUUUCGGUCCCGGAUGAUGCUCGGGCUUCGGUGUUUCAUCAUGAGGCCUUCCUCCGAUCCCGAGAGGAGUUAAACCGGUAUGAGGCGGAGAUUCGGGGGCUCACCGAGAAGAAAGAUGCCUUCAAACUUCUUAGUGAGCAAAGAGAAGAGGAGGUCAAGAGCCUUCGAAAUGAUUUAGAGGCGUCCCAAGAAGAGCAUGCCGAUCUGGUCGAGCAGGUAAACAGAAUCUUUGCAGUUACUGAAGAAAAAUCAAGCAUAGUGACCAACGAUCUGAACCCACAGGUCCAACAAAAGAUUGACAUAAUCGGGCAGCUCCGUAAAGAGGUAGAGACUAUAAAGACCGAGGCUGAAGAAUGGAAAAAGAACAUGGAUCGCUUGGCCUCAGAAAAGGAGACUGCCCGGGCCCAGCUGGCCUCGACUGAAGUUCAACUCCAAAAUAUAAAGGAAAAAACCUUGGUGCAAGCCAAGAAAAUCGAGGAGCUCAAAUCUCAGUUGGGUUUUGUAAUUUCCGAUCGGGAGAAGUUGGUCGCGGAGCUUGAAGCGGCUAAAUCGGAGGUCGAAGCAACCAAGGCCAAUGUUGAUGCAACGGUGGCUGUUUACCGGGCCGAUGCCGAAGCUGCUCAGCUCCGAGCAAAGGAGGUCACCGAGGUUGCUCAGGUUCGAGCAAAUUGGGUUGCCAAGCAUGCCAAAUGCCACCUAUCAUCAGAGACUCUCAAAGAGAUCCACACUCGGGGCUUCGAUCUUUCAACCGAGAUCGAGAACGCUAGGAAGCUUGAAACUGAGGCCAAGAAAUUAGCUUAUCCCGAUGAUGAUGACGAAUCCGAAAGCUUGAGCGAAUCUAAAAGCGCGAAAGAUUCCGAGGGCAGAGAUGCCACUCUCGGAGAUGGAGAUGACCAGGCUACUUAG
Nicotiana attenuata is the source of this 1125-nucleotide messenger RNA. RefSeq lists its product as uncharacterized. Bases 1 to 1125 code for a protein of 374 amino acids. The transcript has 3 exons. Lineage: Eukaryota; Viridiplantae; Streptophyta; Magnoliopsida; Solanales; Solanaceae. The record is from RefSeq and is a predicted model, not a curated record.